Molecule: messenger RNA, 4042 nt
Organism: Dermochelys coriacea (leatherback sea turtle)
Lineage: Eukaryota; Metazoa; Chordata; Testudines; Dermochelyidae
Gene: AMIGO3
Product: adhesion molecule with Ig like domain 3
Biological process (GO): brain development
Molecular function (GO): protein binding
Source: RefSeq, a predicted model, not a curated record
UAGUGUCCGUCACUGCAAAGGGGCACAGGUACUCACACACAGCAGCCUCCUGGCCACCCCCCAGAUGCAGGAGAGAGGUAGCCCCAUCACAAGCACUCCCAGCCCACCUGCCCCAUUCUAUCCCUUUGCCUCCAGAGCACGGACUGCUCCUAGACCCAGCAACAUAGUCAUAGCACUGACUCUGCAAUGGCACCUCCAGUGCACAGAGAGCUGACAGGCAACGGGGGGCACCAGGUUGGGCAGCACGAAAGGACAGGUUCUUCUCCCACCACCUAACCUAGGAACGAGCAAGGGAAGCGAGACACACGACUGACUAGAGAGCAGGGGGUGGGUGAUUUAAAAGGCCAUGAGCCACACUGGUCUCAUCAAAAUCUGAACUCUAUCAUCUGCAAAUUCAGGUCUAUUUCUCUCUCUCCCUCCUCUGCCCUCCGAAACAAGACCCUGCCCUUCCUCACCUCAGAUAUGCCAACAUGCUUCAAUUCUCUCUCCAGGCACAAGGCAAAUGCCACAGCCAGGGCCCAGCCCUACAGCAGCAAAUCGCCUUCCACACACCAUGGGGAGAAAAAGAAGUGGGAUCUCAGGAGGGAACAAGGGGCUCACUGUUUGUGGGCCCUAAGCAGCAAGGAGACGGCUGUUCUGAAAGCCAGAGCUGAAGCUAGGAGAGGGCCCAUGCCUCAGCACAGACCAGUGCAGGGCUGUUGGAACAGGGGGGAAGAACACAAUGCAGGAGGCUGGUCUGUGGAACAGUCACCAACAAGGUGAUUCAAAGGCCAGGGCUCCCAGGAGCUGCUGGGAAUUGCCAGACGCCUCUGCAGGGUCUGCAUCCAGCCCAAGCUCUGCCUGAGGCACAUUCAGACAUGCAGCACACCGCUAUGCUAAUGAGGGGAAACAGCUGCCAAGCCCCCGCUCUGUUCUGCUGUCCCUGGGGAGGGUGCAGCACGGAGCAUAUCCUAGUUGCUCCCUUGAGCCCAGCAUGCGACAGAGUGGCCUGCACUCAGGAGUGCAGGAGUGUCUGCCAGAGGACAGCAGUCCCUGCUGCUGACAGCAGAGUGGGGACUGUUUCAAAGCAGCACCAGAGACCUCACUCACCACAUCAAAGGCACACAGAGCUAGAUUGCAUGCACCAUCCUGGAAACCUCCCUGCCAGCUUUGUCUGGCAUGUGGGCUUCACACACGACAGACCUGGUACUAGAGGACUAGGCACAGUGAUGGGAUCUAAUCCCAAGUCCACCGCAGACAAAGAUUUGGACAAGUCAUGCCUCACCUCUGUGCCUCAGUUUCCCCAUAAGUGAACUGGUGGAGACACUGAAUCCCCUCCCAGGGCGACAGCAGAGCACUGGACUGGCAGUGCCAUUCUGUCCCUCACUCUGGCACUGACGCGCUGUGAUCUUGGGUAAGUCCCGUCGACUUGGAGUGUCGAUUCCCCAUCACACUGUCCCAAUGCUGCCUCUCAAUGGGAGGGGGGGACCACGCAGCAAGGAGCAGUGGCCCCUGGGAAUUAGUGAACACCAAGCAUUGCCUGGGCCCCAGGACCAGCAGCAGAGACUCCCCCAGGCAGCUCACCGCCCCUUCCCUUUGGAAAUAAAAUCUCCUGCUGCAGCUGCUGCAAUCGCCCAGUGCUUCGGAGCCAGCUCGCAACAGCCUUUGCAGGGCUGUGCUGCCCACUAGUGGUACAACAGGGGAACAACGCGCCAUUCAGAAAUUUCCUCCUUCCUCCACCCCCACCCCCUGCUACGCGGAUCAAUCGGCUUGUCCCUGCCAGCCAGGCUCCGCCCCCGAGCUUGCCGGCUGCUGGUAAAUAGAGGUCCCAGCAGCGGGCGGGCGUGACUCCACCAGGACUCCGGGAAGGGCUCUGCCAGGCCACGACCCAGCUCCCGCUCACUGCUCGGUUGCUCUGCAGCUGGGCUCCCGGCUCCCGGCUGGACCGUGCCAUAAGGCUCAGCCAGGAGGCGAGCACUGACUCAUGGAAACUUUGGGCUCCAGGGACCCCCAGUCAGAGACAGAGACUCUGAUGUUCUCAGGAGGUGCAAGCAGCUCUGAAGCCAGUCCCUGGCCUGCAUCUGCCCCUCUGCCAGGACCCAUGGGAGGUUGCCCUAAGCCCCAGUGAAGCAGGACGGAGCUAGGCUGUUUUUCUUUAAUUCUUUUAAAGCCUUGGACCCUUCCUUGGGACUCAUCUCCUGCCUGUGUGUCCUGGACUGUCAAAGAAUUGCCUGGUGGUCAAGAACACCCCAUCAAUAGCUCUCCUUGCCGAGCAGUACUCCCUGGCGAGCUGAUGCUGCAGCGUGCUCCCUCUAACGCUGCCUGGCAAGCCUUUGCUCAGGCCAGACUUACCCUGGGAUAGCACCUCUCCAUGCUGCUGGGUGCUCAGCAGGACCCUACGGCCACAUGAUGAACACACAGGCGUUGGCCCACACUCUCUGGAAAUGCCUGGGAAAGCUGCUAGUGAUCUUAGAGCUGUAUGUUCAAGGCAACUUCUUAAACACGUCAGCCAUCCCCCGCAGAUGCCCCCAUGUUUGCAUAUGCACCUCGGACCUUCUGAGCUGUACCAAGCAAGGUCUCCAGCCAGCCCCAGUUGCACUGCCUCCCACAGCUACCACCUUGGAUCUCAGCCACAAUGCCCUCUUCCAGCUUCACAACCACUGGCUGGCAGCCCUACCACGCCUCCAGGCCCUCCGCAUCAGUCACAAUUGCAUCAUGGACCUCUUGCCACAGGCGUUCCACAAUGGCACAGACCUGAGACACCUGGACAUGUCCUCCAAUUACCUGCAUGCCGUUGAGAAGCACUACUUCGAAGCACUGGUGCACCUAGAGGAGCUCCUGCUCUACAACAACUGGAUUGUACAGGUAGAUGAACAAGCCUUCCUCAGGCUAAGCAGCUUGCAGAAGGUCUACCUAAGUUGGAAUAACCUAAGCCAAUUCCCCUUCAGCUCCAUGCAGGGGCUUAGCCACUCUAACCUGACGACCCUGGCCCUCUCCACCAAUAACCUGAGCAGAAUCCCCAUUGAGGAGGUCACAGCCUUGCCUGUGUACAUCAGAAAUGGCUUGUAUCUCCACAACAAUCCAGUGCGGUGUGACUGCUCACUCUACCAGAUGUUUAAGCAGUGGCAGCAGCGGCACUUUAGCUCGGUGCAGGAUUUCCUAGAGGAACACACGUGUAUGGUGUUUGACAACAUGGCACGAUCUUUAGUCAGGUUCCUCAAGUACAACAAGAUCUUUGAGAACUGCUCCCUGAGCCAGGGCUCCCCUGGCGCCUCAGACAUACAUGCCACAGUGCUCAUAGGAGAGACUCUGCUAAUCAACUGCAACAUGAGCAUGCAUGACACAUCUGUCACCUACAUGUGGAUCUCACCCCGCCACGAGCCCAUCAUGCACCCUGGCAACAGCAAUCGCACACUCGAAGUUUACCACAAUAGGAGCCUGAAGAUCAUCGCAGCCAAGCCAUGGCACUCUGGGGUGUAUAUGUGCAUGGCUAUCGGCAAGCACCACCAGCUCAACAAGACACAUGAGGUCAACGUGACCAUCCAUUACCCCAUGCUGGAUGGGGAGUCCUUCAGCACCAGCCUCACAACCCUCCUCGGGUGCAUAGUGAGCCUCGUGCUAGUCCUCAUGUACCUAUACCUCACUCCGUGCUACUGCUUCCAGUGCUGCAAGAAAGCCGCUGCCCCUAGCCCUCCCCAGGAAUGCAGCGCUCAAUCCUUCAUGCUGAGCACCACCCCCCCAGCCCCAGCUGAGCCAAGCUGGAAGAUCAGCACCAGCAAGCACAUGGUGUUCCUUUAGCCCAUCAAGGAAGUGCACAACGGUAAGAUCAGGCUGGCUGCCAGCGAGGAAGACACCAAGAAUCCCAAGCUCCUGCAGCUCAAGUCAGACUCAGAAUCUAUUAGUUCCAUCUUCUCAGAUAUUCCCAUCAUGUCCUAGGAGGUAGGCGGGCUGGGGACCAGAAAUGGGGGGCAGUCUCCCAUGAGACAAAAUUGGUGUGUGUGGGGUCGCUAGCAGUCACUGCUGGGGAGGGAGAAAGGGGCACCAUGCAGAGAUGCAAUCUGCU